UCUUAUCUACUUUUCCAAAAAAUCGCAAUCUUGGCUUCAACGCUGCUUAAAACCAUGAUUAUCGAAUCCAUAUAAGUCAGUUGGAGCAUUCAGCUCCCCUGUAGCACAAGUAAUCCCAAGUGUUAUUUUGAACACAACCCACAAGUUUAAUGGUUUCUAUAAAUAUGUUAUCAUUCCUAUUAAUAGCGAUUUGCAGCUCGCUAGUUUUUGCCAGGUACAAAUAAAAUUUUAACUGCUGCAGAUUCCCAAAUGCAAGUGCCGUUCCCACGCUUUCAAAUGGCAAUCUCGGAUUCACCGUGUUCAGUGAUAGUGUCUAUCUGACUGGAGUUUACAAUGGACGAGGAUCGCAAAGCCAACGUGCCCGUAUCCCAAACUAUGCCAACAUUCAACUGGAAGUAUGCAGCUAUCCGGAAACUAAUCCACCAUACUGUUCCUAUCAGUUGGACAUAAAAUUUGGUCGAUUCCGCACGGUGUACGAUGAUCCGAAUAGACUUUUUCGCUUCACCCAUAGUGUUUACCCACAUCGUUACCUCAAUCACGUUGUUGUAAAUAAUAUCCGAGUGCAACGGCUGAACGGUCUCGGUACACUGUAUGCAAAUAUUAGACGGAUUGAGGGACUGCCGUCGGCUGAUUUUUCCUUUGAUCCUGUCCAGUAUGUGCAAAUUCGUAAUCAGACAUUCAUGUAUCGAUGUGGUCUUACUAAUGAAGUUGAAGAUCCGACGGUUGACCCUAAAGGAAAAACAGUGUGCAUAUACUACAGUGAAAUACCGACAACUCUUGUGGUAUUGGAAGAUCGCACCGCUGAAGACUUCAGUUUCUAUACCGUGUUUGCGCGGAGUAAAACAAAUGCUGAAGACGAACUUGAACUCCCCUUAACGUUGAGCACUGCAUCGAACAUAGAUCGUAUACAGGAAAACUAUAUGAAUGAACUGUGGAAUCAGUAUGGCAUUACUGUUGACGGGAACGAUGAACUAGACCAAGCGAUCAAGACCAGUGCUUUUCAUCUGUUGAGCAAUGUUAAGACGAUGUACACUCCUAAUUUUGUACAACCAUUUGGGAUAUCGCCAUCCGGUAUCGGACGAAAUGAUUUCCAAGGACACGUCAUGUGGGAUUACGAUAUGUGGAUGUUCCCAAUAGUGCUGGUGAUAAAUCCUAUUGUUGCCCAAGAUAUGUUGACUUAUCGGACGAGAGUAAUGCGAAGUGCGGUCGAACGCAAUGCCGCGUUGAAUAACAUUAAGGGAUGGCAAUACCCCUGGGCUUCUGCUUACACUGGUAAGGAGGUUACAUCAAAUCCAGGAGCAGCAGAACUACAACUUCAUGUUACAGCAGACAUUGCCUUUUCUAUAAGACUAUUUAUGCACGCUACGAACAAUAUGCCCUGGAUGAGAACAGAGGGAUGUGACUUGGCUUACAAUACUGCUCGAUUUUGGAAAAACCGAGCAAUAUAUAACUCCGCUACGGAUAAGUACGAUAUUCGCGAUGUUACUGGGCCAGAUACUAUGAACACAAACGUCACCAACAACGUAUUCACCAACGUUGUUGCUGCUAACAACCUGUUUCUCGGUGAAUACGCUGGAUGCAUAUGCAAAUCUCUUUUGGGUAUCAAAGACGAAGAUUUGGAUGAAAUGGUUCGUACUGCAAGAAGCUUACAUUUGAUGUACGAUUCAGAUAACGACUUCAAUCCUGAAUUCGAGGGAUACACUGUAGGACAGCCAAUCGGUGAAGCUGAUGCCGUACUGCUAGCGUACCCUCUCGAUCUUCUAAUGGAGAGCUCGACGAAGAGAAAUAAUCUGAACACCUAUGGUCCCGUCACUGCGGCAAGUAGUUCAGCAAUGACCUGGUCGAUGCACACCAUCGGAUGGCUCGAGCUGGAUGAACCGAGCUUAGCCGAGGAAAAUCUUCGUCGAAGCUAUAAACCACAUCUUCGUCCGCCGUUCAACGUCUGGAAUCAAGGUUCCACCGAUUUUCCCGGAGCGUCAAAUUACGUUUCCGGCGCCGCCAGCUUUUUGCACGCGAUGAUAAACGGCUACGGUGGAAUCCGACUGCGGAAUGAUGAAAUGGUUAUCAACAAACCACGGUUACCACCUGGAACAACGCGCCUACUCAUUCCGGAAAUCAACUUCAACCGGUUCAGGUUUUCGCUGGAGAUAUAUCAAAAUGGAACAUUUACGAUCAUGCAAAAAGCAACAUCCACUGCACCUAGCAUACUCUUAACCAUCGAUGGUCUAAUGAGCAGAGCUUGUGGCAUCAAUACAGCCUGCACCUUUCAUGGAAUUUCCACGGCUUACCUGGCCUUUACCGAAUCCGAUACAAGAUGUACACUGAAUCCGACUAAGAUGAACAUGAAACUUGCCGACCAAAACCGCGGAGUGAUAGCUAGACUGAGCCCAAUGAUUCUCAUUACGGUUGUGAUUACAUCGAUAUUGAAUAAAUUAUUAUAGUU
This is a messenger RNA of Aedes albopictus (Asian tiger mosquito), 2443 nucleotides long. RefSeq names its product protein-glucosylgalactosylhydroxylysine glucosidase-like. Gene Ontology annotation, biological process: carbohydrate metabolic process. Lineage: Eukaryota; Metazoa; Arthropoda; Insecta; Diptera; Culicidae. The record is from RefSeq and is a predicted model, not a curated record. Gene Ontology annotation, molecular function: hydrolase activity, hydrolyzing O-glycosyl compounds.